AACAAAAAAAAACAACAACUUUGAAUCAACAUGGAUCUUCUUUACUGGAUGAAAACCAACAAUACCUGGCUAACACCUGAUGAUAUUUUCGCCCAUAGUGCCAAAAUUGUUCCGGUUAUUGUUAUAACUAUUGUCUCAAUAGUACUUGGUACAUUUGGAAACAUUUUCACCAUUCUGGCCAUCAUUUUCACAAAGAAGCUGAGAACAACGGAGAACAUAUUUUUGGUAAACCUGGCCUUUGCUGAUUUAUUUGUUUCGAGUUUUGUGAAUAUAUUUAGCAUUGCAGGUGCUAUAGCGGGUGAGGUGUAUUUCAAGGACAAGAGAGCCCUUUGUGAGUUCAUCGGGUUUUUCUGUUUGGUCUGCUGCCUGGUUUCGCUCUUCAACAUCACAGCCGUGGCCUUCAAUCGCUUCAUCUUCAUAUGUCACCAUAGCUUCUACCGCUCAAUAUUUACUCCGAUGAAAAGCUUGAUCAUAGCGAUUGGCCUGUGGGUGUUUGGGAUCAUGCUGGAAACUGUAAAUUUCAUGCCAUGGGGAAACCACGGUUACGACAAGAAGACGCUCACCUGCAUCUGGGAUCGAACCGCUAGCCUUGGCAAUACCAUCUUCAUCACCAUUCUCGGUAUUUCAUUGCCAGUGGUAAUUACAACGGUGAGCUACAUUAUGAUAUUCUACCACUUCUACCAAGCGAAGGAAAGGCUCAAUAAGAACCGGAACGAGUCGGAGAAGAAAAAUACUUUGCAAGAAUCCAAAAAGCUGAUGACGACCCUCUUCUCGCUGUUCGUCGUGUUUGCCGUUUGUUGGAUGCCCUAUGCUUUCAUUGCCCUCUCAGACAUCCACGACACUUUCAAUCCUCUCGUCCACAUCUAUUCGGUAACAAUUGCACACGUGAAUUCCUGUCUCAAUCCGGUGGUCUACGUCACCAACAACGAGCAUUUCCGGAAGGCUUUCAAGAGAAUCCUCUUGUUUCAGUGUCGAGACGAGCAACGGAAGGUGGCCAACUGUUCCAUCCAAGAGACUCAAGUGUACUCCAUCACUAAAAACUGAUGAAAUUACAACUGUAACCGUACCACCACCACCACCACCACCACCACCACCACUACUACUACUACUACUACUACUACUACUACUACUACUACUACUACUACUACUGUGAUCAUCUUUAGUGUUUCCACUGCUUAACCCCCGUCUCUGUCACUGCCACUAUCACCAACAUUGCCACGACUACGAGAUCAUUAUCUCUUCAUAAUCAUUACCCAUUAU
Molecule: messenger RNA, 1260 nt
Organism: Octopus sinensis (East Asian common octopus)
Lineage: Eukaryota; Metazoa; Mollusca; Cephalopoda; Octopoda; Octopodidae
Product: melatonin receptor type 1C-like
Exons: 4
Coding region: 31-1044 (337 amino acids)
Biological process (GO): G protein-coupled receptor signaling pathway
Cellular component (GO): membrane
Molecular function (GO): G protein-coupled receptor activity
Source: RefSeq, a predicted model, not a curated record